AUGGCAUGUUGUGUUGCAGAGCGCAACCGAGGGCGUCUGGCGUCCCUGGCCAUAGCAUGGGUGGUGAUCGCUGUGGGAGUCCCUAGUAGUCUAAUGAAUGUGUGUUGCAGAGCGUCACCGAGGGCGUCUGGCGUCCCUGGCCAUAGCAGUGGUGGUGAUCGCUGUGGGAGUCCCUAGUAGUCUAAUGUCAUGUGUGUUGCAGAGCGUCACCGAGGGCGUCUGGCGUCCCUGGCCAUAGCAGUGGUGGUGAUCGCUGUGGGAGUCCCUAUAGUCUAAUGUCAUGUGGUGUUGCAGAGCGUCACCGAGGGCGUUCUGGCGUCCCUGGCCAUAGCAGUGGUGGUGAUCGCUUGUGGGGAGUCCCUAGUAGUCUAAUGUCAUGUGUGUUGCAGAGCGUCACCGAGGGCGUCUGGCGUCCCUGGCAUAGGCAGUGGUGGUGAUCGCUGUGGGAGUCCCUAGUAGUCUAAUGUCAUGUGUGUUGCAGAGCGUCACCGAGGGCGUCUGGCGUCCCUGGCCAUAGCAGUGGUGGUGAUCGCUGUGGGAGUCCCUAGUAGUCUAAUGUCAUGUGUGUUGCAGAGCGUCACCGAGGGCGUCUGGCGUCCCUGGCCAUAGCAGUGGUGGUGAUCGCUGUGGGAGUUCCCUAGUAGUCUAAUGUCAUGUGUGGUUGCAGAGCGUCACCGAGGGCGUCUGGCGUCCCUGGCCAUAGCGUGGUGGUGAUCGCUGUGGGAGUCCCUAGUAGUCUAAUGUCAUGUGUUUGCAGAGCGUCACCGAGGCGUCUGGCGUCCCUGGCCAUAGCAGUGGUGGUGAUCGCUGUGGGAGUCCCUAGUAGUCUAAUGUCAUGUGUGUUGCAGAGCGUCACCGAGGGCGUCUGGCGUCCCUGGCCAUAGCAGUGGUGGUGAUCGCUGUGGGAGUCCCUAGUAGUCUAAUGUCAUGUGUGUUGGCAGAGCGUCACCGAGGGCGUCUGGCGUCCUGGCCAUAGCAGUUGGUGGUGAUCGCUGUGGGAGUCCCUAGUAGUCUAAUGUCAUGUGUGUUGGCAGAGCGUCACCGAGGGCGUCUGGCGUCCCUGGCCAUAGCAGUGGUGGUGAUCGCUGUGGGAGUCCCUAGUAGUCUAAUGUCAUGUGUGUUGCAGAGCGUCACCGAGGGCGUCUGGCGUCCCUGGCCAUAGCAGUGGUGGUGAUCGCUGUGGGAGUCCCUAGUAGUCUAAUGUCAUGUGUGUUGCAGAGCGUCACCGAGGGCGUCUGGCGUCCCAUGGCCAUAGCAGUGUGGUGAUCGCUGUGGAAGUCCCUAGUAGUCUCAAGUCAUGGUGUGUUGCAGAGCGUCACCGAGGGGUCUGGCGUCCCGGCCAUAGCGUGGUGGUGAUCGCUGUGGGGCGUCCCUAGUAGUCUAAUGGAAUGUGUGUUGCAGGCGUCACCGAGGGCGUCUGGCGUCCCUGGCCAUAGCAGUGGUGGUGAUCGCUGUGGGAGUCCUAGUAGUCUAAUGAAGUGUGCUGUGGGGGUCUGUGUCAGUGUGUGCAUUUGGGGGGGCACUGGGGGGUCGGGGGGGGGGGCCCCGUUUGGGGGGGGCCCCCAAAAAUUUAAACCCGUUGGGUUUUUUUUCCCCCCCCGGGGGCCCCGGGGGGGGGGGUGGGGGGGGCCCCAAAAAAAAAAAUUUUUCCAAAGGGGCCCGGGGGGGGGGCCCCCUGGGAAGGGGGGUUGGGACCCAAGGGAAUUAUUGGGGUUUAAAAAGGGGGGGGGGCCCCCAAAAAGGGUUGGGGGCCCCCCGGGGGGCCCAAAAAAAAAGGGGGUUUUUUGGGGGGGGGUUUCCCCCCCCCAAAAGGGGGUUUUUUUUUGGGGGGGCCCCCCCCCCGGGGGCGGGUUUUUGGAAAGGAAAAGGGGGUUUUGGGGGGAGAAAAAUUUUAAAUUUGGGAAUUGGGAAACUUUUUUGGGGGGAAAGGGGCCGGGGGCCCCCCCCCCCAAAAAAAAAAGGGCUUUUUGGGGGGCCCCCCAUUUGUGUUGCAAAACCCCCCCCCCGGGGGGGGGGGGCCCAAAAAUGGGGGGGUUUUUUGGGGGGGGGGUUUGGGGCCCGGGGGGGUUGGCCCCCGGGGGGGGGGGGCCCCCCCCCCUUUUUUUUGGGGUUUUUAAAACCCCCCCCCCCCUUUUUUUUUUUUGGGGGGGGUUUUUUUUGGGGGAAAAAAGGGGGGGGGCCCCCCGGGGGGGGUUUUUUUGGGGGGGGGGAAAAAUGGGUUCCCCCCCGGCCCCCGGGGGGGUUGGGGGGCCCGGGGCCCAAAAAAAAAAACCCCCAAAGGGGGGCCCCUCCCCCAUUUGGGGGGGGGGUUUUUUGGGGGGGCCCCCUUUUUUUUUUGGGGUUUUUGAAAAGGGGGGGGGGCCCGGGGGGGGGGGGGGUUUUUUGGUUUUAAAAAAGGGGUUUUUUGGGGUUUUUUAAAAAAAUUUUGGGGCCCUUUUUUAGGGGGGGGAAGGGGGGGGGCCCCCCCUUUUAAAUUUUUUGGGGGAAAAAAAAAAAAGGGGGAACCCCCCGGGGGGGGUUCCCCCGGGGUUUUUUGGGGCCCCCUUUUUUUUUUUGGGCCCCCCAAAAAAAACCCCCCGGGGGGGGGGGAUCCCCUUUUUUUUUUUGUGGGUUCCCAAUUUAAAAAAAAAUUGGGGGCCCCCCCCCCGGGGGGAAAAGGGGGGGCCCCGGGUUUUUUUUUUUUGGGGGAAAAAAAAAGGGGGGGGGGGGGGGGUUUUUUUAAAAAAAACCUUUUUAAUUUCCCCGGGGGUUUUCCCCCCCGGGGUAAUUUUUUGGGGCCUUUUUUUUUAAAAAAACCCCCCCCCCCCGGGGGGGGGGGUUUUUUUGGGGGGGGGGUUUUGGGCCCUUUUAAACCUUUUGGGGGGCCCCCCCGGGGGGGGGCCCCAAAAGGGGGGGCCGGGGGGGAAAAUUUUUUAGGGUUUUAAAAGGGGGGGUUUUGGGGGCCAAAGGGGGUUUUCCCCGGGGGGGGGGUUAAAAGGGGGGAAAUUUUGGGGUUUUCCUUCUUUUGGGGGGGGAGGCCCCCAAAAUUAAGCCCUUUUUAAAAAAACCCCCCGGGGGCCCCCCCAAAAAAAAAAAAAUUAAAGGGGUUUUUAAGGGACCAAGGGGGUUGGGGGGGGCCAAAGGGUUUUGGGGGCCCCCCCUUUUAAAAAAAAAUUUUUUUUGGGGCCCGGGGGGUCCCCCCCUUUGGGGGGGGGGGCCCCCUUUUUGGGGAAAAUUGGGGAAAAUUUACCCCUGGGGUUUGGAAGGCCCCCGGGGGGUUUUUGGGGGGCCCCCCCUAAGGGGGGGUUUUUUUUGGGGCCCGGGGGUUUUUUCCUUUGGGGGGUUUUCCCGGGGGUUUAAAAACCGGCCCCGGGGGGGGGUUUCCCGGGGGGUUCCCCCAAAAAUUUUUUUGGGGGGCCCCGGGGGGGGUUUUUUUCCCCUUUUUUGGGGGGGGGGGGUCCCUUUUUCCCGGGGGGGGUAAGGGGGGGGGGUUUUUUUCCCCCGGGGGGGGGGGGGCCCGGGGGUUCCCCUUUUUGGGGGGGUUUUGGGGGGCCCCCCCCCUUUUUUUUUUUAACCCCGGGGGGGGGGGGGGGGCCCCCCUUUUGGGGGGGGUCCCCCUUUUUUUUCCCCCCCGGGGGGGGUUUGGGGGGGCCCCCCGGGGUUUGGGGGGUUUGGGGCCCGGGGGGCCCCCCCCCCAAAGGGGGGGGUUGGGGCCCCGGGAAAAAAUUUUUGGGGGGGGCCCCCCCCGGGGGGGUUUUCUUUUUUCCCCCCGGGGGGGCCGGGGGGCCCUGGUUUAAAUUGGGUUGGGGCCCGGGGUCUUUCCCUUUUUUUUUGGGGGGGGGGGGGGGGGGGCCUUUUUGGGGGGGGGGGGCCCGGGGCCCCGGGGGGUUUUUGGGGGCCCCCGGGGUUUCCCUUGGGGAAAAAAAAAUUUUUUUUUGGGCCCAAAAGGGCCCGGGGGGGGGCCCCCCCCGGGGGGGGGUCCCUUUUUGGGGGGUUUUUUGGGAUUUUUUUUUUUCCCCGGGGGGUUUGGGCCCCCCCCCCAAAAGGGGGGGCCCCGGGGGGUUUUUUUUUUUGGGGGGGGGGAAAAAAAGGGGGGGGGGGGGCCCCCGGGGGGUUUUGGGGGGGGGUUUUUUUCCGGGGGGGGGGGGAAAAAGUCUUUUGGGUUCCCCCCCGGGGGGGGGGGGGGUUUGGGGGUAAAUUUUUUUUGGGUUUUUCCCCGGGGCUUGGCUUUUUAAAAAGGGGGGGGGGGUUGGGCCCCGGUUUGGGGGUGGGCCGGGGGCCCCCCUUUUUUUUUUUUUUUUGGGGGGCCCCCCGGGGGGCCCCUUUUUGGGGGUUUUUGGGGGGGGGCCCCCCCCGGGGGGGGGGGGGGAAAGGGGGUUGGGCCCCCCCAAGGUUUUUGGGGGGGGGGGGGGUUUUUUUUUCCCGGGUUUUCAAGGGGGCCCCGGGGGCGGCCCCUUGGCCCUUUUUGGUUAAGGGGGGGCCCCGGGCCCCCGGGGUUUUUUGGUGAAAGGGGGGGGGCCCCCUUGGGUUUUUUUAAAAGGGGGGGGGGGCCCCCCCCCCGGGGGGGGGGGGGGGCCCGGGGUUUUGGGGGAAAGGGGGAGGGGGUUUGGGGCCCCCCAAAAGGGGGGGAUUUUGGGGGGGAAAAAGGGGGCGGGUUUCCCCCCGGGGGGGCCCGGGGGCCCGGGUUUAAAGGGGGGGGGGGGCCCCCGGGGUUUUUUUUUGGUUUUGGGGGGGGGGGGGCCCCCCCCCCUUUUUUUUUUCCGGGGCCCCCGGGGUUUUUGGGGGGUUUUUUUUUGGGGGGGCCCGGGGUUCCCCCCCCUUUUUUUUUGGGGGUUCCCAAGGGGUUUUUUUGGGGGGGCCCCCGGGGUUUUUCCCCCCUUUUUUUGGGGUUUUGGGGGUUCCCAAGGGGGGGUUUUUUCCGGGGAACCCGGGGGUUUUUCCCCCCCGGGGGUUUUUUGGGGGGGGAAAUUUUUUUUUGGGGGCCCCCAAAAGGGGGGGGGUUUUUGGGGGAAACCGGGGGGUUUUUUGUGGGUUUUUAAGGGGGGUUUUGGGGGGGAAAGGGGUUUGGGGUUUCCCCGGGGGCCCUUGGGGGGUUUUUUUGGGGGGGGAGGGUUUGGGGUUUUUGGGGGGGCCCCCUUUGGGGGGCCUGUUUCCCCUUUUUUUUUGGGGGGGGGGGAAAAAAGGGGGGGGUUUUUUUCCCCAAACCCCCUUGGGGGCCCCCGGCCAUUCAUUUUUUUGGGGUUUUUUUCCCCCCCCCCCCUUUUUGGGGGGGGGGGGUUUUUAAAAAGGGGGGGUUUUUGGGGGGGGUUUGGGGGGGUUUUUUUUUUUCCCGGGGGAAGGGGGGGCCUUUUAAAAAUUUAGGGGGGUUUUUGGGGGGGGUUUUUUUUUUUGGGGGGGGGUCCCCGGGGCCCUUUGGGGCCGGCCCUGGUGGUUUUUUUGCCCCCCGGGGGGGGGGGGGGGGUGGGGGGGGGUGACCCCGGGGGGGCCCCUUGGCCGGGUGGUUUUCCGGGGGAAGGGGUUUUUUGGGGGGGGGGGGGCCCCUUGGCCUAAAGGGGGUUUUUUCCGGGGGGGGGGCCCUGGGUUUUGGGGGGGGGCCCCCCGGGGGGGCCCCCUUUUUCGUUUGGGGGGGGCCCCGGGGGGGGGGGGGGGGGGGCCCCCCCCCCGGGGGGGGGGGCCCCCCGGGGGGGUUUGGGGUUUUUUGGGGCAAAUUUUUGGGGGCGUCCCCGGGGGGGGGUUGGGGGGGGGGUUUUUUGGGGGGUUUUCCCCCGGGGGCCGGGGCCCCGGGGGGGGGUUGGCCUUGGGGUUUUGGGGCCCUUUUAUUUUUUAAAAAAACCGGGGGGGCGUCCCGGGGGGGGGUUUUCCGGGGGUUUUUUUCUUUUGGGGGGGGGGGGGGGGGGGUUUUUCCCCCCCCCCCGGGGUGGGCCCGGGGAAAAAGGGGGGGGGGUUUUUUUUAAAAUUUAAGGGGGGGGGGCCCCGGGGGGGGUUUUUCCCCCCCGGGGUUAAAUUUUAAACCUUUUUUCCCCCCCCGGGGGGGGGGGGGGAAAAGGGGGUUUUUUGGGGGGGGGGUUUUUUUUGGGGGGCCCUUUUUUAAAGGGGGGGGGCCCCGGGGAAAAAGGGGGGGGGGGGCCCCGGGGUCCCGGGGUUAAACCUUUUUUUAAAAAGGGGGUUGGGGGAAGGGUUUCCCCGGGGGGUUGGGGUUUUUUGGGGGGGGUUUUUUAACCCCGGGGGGCCGGGCCCCAAGGGGCCGGGGGUUUUCCCGGGGGGGGGGGGUUUUUUUCAAAAAAAAAAGGGGGCCCCCCGGGGGGGGGUUUCCCGGGGGGCCCCCCCCGGGGGGGGGGGGGGUUAACCCCGGGGGGGGGGUUUUUUAGCCCGGGGGGGGCGGGGGGCCCCCCCCCUUUUUUUUUGGGGGGGGGAUUUUUUUUUGGGGGGGGUUUCCCUUUGGGGCCCGGGGCCCCCCGGGGGGGGUUUUUUUUGGGGGGUUUUUGGGGGGCCCCGGGGGGGGGGGGCCCCCUUUUUUCCAUUCAAAAGGGGGGGGGGGGGGGGGGGAAAAAGGGGGGUUUUUUUGGGGGGCCUUUUCCCCCCCCGGGGGGGGGGGGGGGGGGGCCCCCCCCCGGGGGGGGGGGGGGUUUUUUUUUGGGGGGGGGGGGGCCCCCCUUUUAAAGGGGGGGUUUGGGGGGCCCCCGGGGGGGGGGAAAGGGGGGGGUUUGGGGGCCCGGGGGGGGUUUUUUUGGGGGGGGGGUUUUUUUUUUUUUGCAAGGGGGGGGCCGGGGGGCCCCCAAAAUGGGUUUUUUGGGGGCCCCCCCCCUUGGGGUUUUUUGGGGGGGGGGGGGCCCCCCGGGGGGGGGGGUUUUUUUUGGGGGGGGGGUUUUCCCCCCCAUUUGGGGGGGGGGGGGGGGCCCGGGGGGAAAAGGGGUGGGACGGGGGGGGGCCCCCAAAGGGGGGGGCCCCGGGGGCCCGGGGCCGGCCAGGGGGGGGACGGGGAGGCCCGGUUUUUGGCCCUUGGUUUUUUCCCCCCCCCCUUUUUUUUUCCGGGUUUUUGGGGGGGGGCCCCCCCCCGGGGGGGGGGGGGGCCCCGGCCCCGGCCCUUUUUGGGGCCCCGGGGGCCCCCCCCAAAAAAUUUUUUUUGGGGGCGGGGAGGGCCCCGGGUUUUUUAAAAAGGGGGGGGGGGGGGGUUUUUCCCCCCCCCGGGGGGGGGGGGGGGCCCCCCUUUUUUUUGGGAAAUUUGGGGGGGCCCUUGGGUUUUUUUUGGGGGGGGGGGGGGGAAAAGGGGGGGGCCGGGGGCCCCCUUGGUUUUUCCGGGUUUUUGGGGGGGGGGCCCCUUUCCCCCCAAAUUUUUUUUGGGGUGGGGGUUUUUUUGGCCUUUGGGGGGGGGGCCCCGGGGGUUUUUGGGGGCCCCCAAAAAUUUUUGGGGGCGUUUGGGGGGGGGCCCCCCGGGGGGGGGCCCCGGGGGGGCCCCCCUUUUUUGGGGGUUUUUGGUUGCGGGGGCCCGGGGGGGGGUUUUUGGGUUUUUAGGGGGGGGGGCCCCCCCCCCCCCUUUUUUUUUGGGGGUUUUUAAAAAGGGGGGGGGUUUUUUGGGGGGGGGGGCCGGGGGCCCCCCUUUUUUUUUGGGGGUCCCUUGGGGGGGUUUUCCCAAACUUUGGGGGGGCCCGGGCCCCCUUUGCGGGGGUUUUUUUGGAGCCCCAAACUUUGGCUUUUGGGGGGGGGUUUUUUUUGGGGGCCCCCUUUUAAAGGGGGGGUUGCCGGGGGCCCGGGGGCCCCCCCGGGGGGGGGUACCCCGGGGGUUCCCCCCCGGCCUUUUUUUGGGGGGGGGGGGGGGGCCCCCAAAAAUUUUGGGGGCCCCAACCCCCCGGGGUUCCCCCAAAGGGGGGGAUUUGUUGGGGCCCCCCCGGGGGGGGGUUUUUUUUUUUUGGGGGGGGGGGGGGGGGGGGAAAAAAAAGGGGGGGGGGGGCCCCAGGGGUUUUUGGGUUUUUUUCCCCGGGGGGGGGGUUUUUUUUUUUGGGGGGGGGGUUUUUUUUAAAAACCCCCCCCCCGGGGGGGGGCCCCCGGGGGUUCCCCCCUUUUUUUUUGGGGGGGAAAACCCCCCCGGGUUUGGCCCUUUUUUGGGGGGGGGGGGGGGCCCCCCCGGGGGGGGGGGGGGGGGCCCUUUUCCCCGGGGAAGGUUUUUGGGGGGGGGGGGAAAAAAAAAAAAGGGUUUGGGGGGGGUUUUUUAAAAAGGGGGGGGGGGUUUGGGGCCCCCCCUUUUUUUGGGCGGGGGGGGUGGGGGUUUUUUUUGGGGGGGGACCCCGGGGGGGCCCUUUUUGGGGGGGAAAAAGGGGGGGGGGGUUUUUAAAAUGGGGGAAAUUUUGGGGGGGGGCCCCCCCCUUUUUUUUUUUUUCCCGGGGGGCCCCCGGGGGGGGGGGGGGGGGAAAAUUUUUUUUGGGGGGGGGUUUUUUUUGGGGGGGGGGCCCCCCCCCCAAAAGGGGGGGAAAAGGGGGGGGGGGAAAAAAGGGGGGGGGGGAAAAAGGGGGGGGGGCCCCCCCCGGGGGAAAAAAAAAAUAACCAAACCCCUUUGUUUCCCCAAAAAACCCCCCCUUUUUAAAAAAGGGGAAAAAACCCCAAAAAAAAAAAAAUUUUUUUGGGGGGGGGUUCCCCCGGGGGUUUGGGUUUUUCCCUUGGGGGAAAAAGGUUUGGGGGGGCCCCCAAAAAUUUUUUGGGGGGCCCCCCGGGUUUUUUUUAAAAAAAACCCCGGGGGGGGAAACCCGGGGUUUUUUUGGGGGUGUCCAGAGCGUCCGAGGGCGUCUGGCGUCCCUGGCCAUAGCAGUGGUGGUGAUCGCUGUGGGAGUCCCUAGUAGUCUAAUGUCAUGUGUGUUGCAGAGCGUCACCGAGGGAGGUCUGGCGUCCCUGGCCAUAGCAGUGGUGGUGAUCGCUGUGGGAGUCCCUAGUAGUCUAAUGUCAUGUGUGUUGCAGAGCGUCACCGAGGGCGUCUGGCGUCCCUGGCCAUAGCAGUGGUGGUGACUACGCUGUGGGAGUCACCUAGUAGUCUAAUGUCAUGUGUGUUGCCAGAGCGUCACCGAGGGCGUCUGGCGUCCCUGGCCAUAGCAGUGGUGGUGAUCGCUGUGGGAGUCCUAGUAGUCUAAUGUCAUGUGUGUUGCAGAGGUCACCGAGGGCGUCUGGCGUCCCUGGCCAUAGCAGUGGUGGUGAUCGCUGUGGGAUCCCUAGUAGUCUAAUGUCAUGUGUGUUGCAGAGCGUCACCGAGGGCGUCUGGCGUCCCUGGCCAUAGCAGUGGUGGUGAUCGCGUGUGGGAGUCCCUAGUAGUCUAAUGUCAUGUGUGUUGCAGAGCGUCACCGAGGGCGUCUGGCGUCCCUGGCCAUAGCAGUGGUGGUGAUCGCUGUGGGAGUCCCUAGUAGUCUAAUGUCAUGUGUGUUGCAGAGCGUCACCGAGGGCGUCUGGCGUCCCUGGCCAUAGCAGUGGUGGUGAUCGCUGUGGGAGUCCCUAGUAGUCUAAUGUCAUGUGUGUUGCAGAGCGUCACGAGGGCGUCUGGCGUCCUGGCCAUAGCAGUGGUGGUGAUCGCUGUGGGAGUCCCUCUGUGGUGGAGGACCACUGAAACAUACAGAGCAUGGCUACCGGUCACCCAGAUCAACCAGCUAGCUCAGCUGCAGGUUAACACAGCUGUGUGUGUGUGUGUGUUCUGUGUGUGGUGGUGUGUGUGGUGUGUGGUGUGUGAGUGUGUGUGUGUGUGUGUGUGUGUGAGAGAUCAAAUUGUAUUUGUCACAUGUUUUGUAGACUAACAGUGAAAUGCUGACUUACGGCGCUUCCCAACAAUACAGAGAAAGAAGAUAGAGAAAUAAUAGCACAGUAAAAGUAUUAAUAAAUACACAAAGAGAAAUGAUAACUUGGCUACAUACAGCAGGGUACCAGUACUGAGUCCAUGUGCAGGGGUACCAGGUAAUUGAGGUAGCUAUGUACAGUCCAAUGCUUGUUAUUCAUUGAUGGAAAUUCCAGUGGAUGUGCUCCAACUUCAAGAUGCUAAUACAUCCUCAAGCUCCUUGCAGAGGUGGGACCAAGUCACUAUUAUUUGAGUUUCAAGCAAGUCUCAAGUCAACAAGGUCCGAGUCUCAAGUCGAGUCCCAAGUUAGACGGGUCAAGUCCAAGUUGUGCUUUCUAAGAGCAAGUCAAGUCAAAACAAUUCUAUACAUGCAACGACUUGUUCAACUACAAAUCUUUGUCUAUUUAUUGAGGACAGCCCUUUUCAUCAUUCUGUCUACAUAUUUUUAUUAGCCUCUGUAAUUGUAAAAUAUGGACCUUGUAGCGGUCGUAAGGGCGUGAAAUCAGCUGAAGGCAACGGCAGGUUGACGUGCUCAGAGUGUAGAUUUAUUUACAGGUCUUGGUGAAAGCGCCAUUAUCAUACAAAAUAUACAAGUAGAUUGACCAAAUAUCCACGGGGCAAUAGGCUUAAAGAAAUAUCCUCUGUAUCAGGCUGAACCAGUCCAAUCUGAAUGGAUGGUAGAGGGCAAAGCUGACCAGCCUCCCCUUGAGAAACCAAAUGGACUCUGUCUGACAGGACCUCAAACAGGCAGGCCUAUGUAAUAUAACCACUCGGCCCCCAGGACCAUACGAUUACCCAACUGGCAAUUACAAACCAAUAAACUGGUUCUACAAUGUAAAAGUACAUUUCCACAUCCGUUGGUACAUUCGUCUUAAUCAGACUUAAUGAUAUUUCAACACCACGCAUACGUGGAACAAUCAUUGUAUCUUAUUCAACGUACUGACUCCAAAGCGUGGAGCGCUGGCCACGUAGCCUAUUUCUAUACACUGAGGCGCUUCCUAUUGCGCACAACCAGAAUGACAGACACACGGAACUCCAACACAACCCGGGAAAUACAAAGGAAACCAUACGUUGAAUUAAAUAAAACAGAAUUUCUACCUCAUGAGCCUUGCCAACGUUCCUGUGCACUAUAAACAUCGCACCCACUCAGAGCAGGGUAAGAAAUGGUUGGCUAUAUGAAAAUGUAUCCUAGGCCUAUGAAACAGAAAUGCUAUUCAGGAGCCUUUUGGUCCCAGACUUGGCGCUCCGGUACCGCUCGCCAUACGGUAGCAGAGAGAACAGUCUAUGACUAGGGUGGCAUGGAGUCUUUGACAAUUUGUAGGGCCGUUCCUCUGACACCGCCCUGGUAUAGAGGUCCUGGAUGGCAGGAAGCUUUGGCCCCAGUGAUGUACUGGCCGUUACGCACUACCCUCUGUAGUGCCUUGCAGUCGGAGGCCGAGUGUUGCCAUACCAGGCGGUGGGUGAUGCAACCAGUCAGGAUGCCUCGAUGGUGCGCGUAUAACUUUUUCAGGGAUCUGAGGACCCAUGCCAAAUCUUUUCAGCCUCUUGAGGUGGAAUAGGCUUUGUCGUGCCCUCUUCACGAACUGUCUUGGUGUGUGUGGACCUGUUAAUUCCUUAAUUUGUGUGUGUGCAGGUUACAGAGUGUGUGUGCAGGUUAACAGAGGGUGUGUGUUGUGUGUGGGUGCAGGUUGUGGCAGUUUACAGAGCUGUGUGUGUGUUAACAUAGCUGUGUUGUGUGAGUGUGUGUGUAACAGAGCUGUGUGUGGUGUGUGUGUGUGCAGGUUAAACAGAGGUGUUGUGUUGUGUGGUGUGGGGUGUGUGUUUGUGUGGUGUGUGUGUGUGUGUGGGUGGGUUUAAACAUAGUGGGUGGGGGUGUGUGUGGUUAACAUAGCUGUGGUGUGGUGUGUGUGUGUAACAUAGCUGUGUGUGGUGGUGUUAAAGAGCGGUGUGUGUGUGUGUAACAGAGCUGUGUGUGUGUGUGUUUGCAGAUCCAGUUGAGUGUGGAAGUGGAGGGUGGUGUUCUCUAGAGGAACUCUGACUACCCGAACACCAGAAGAAAAAUUGAGCCCACCCACACACGGCAGGAGGAGCACACUGUGGACGGUGAGGGGGGGGGGGGGUAGACACGGCAGGAGGAGACACACUGUGGACGGUGAGAGGGGGGGGGGGGUAGACACGGCAGGAGGAGCACACUGUGGGACGGUGAAGGGGGGGGGGGGAGGGGGGGGGUAGACACGGCAGGAGGGCACACUGUGGACGGUGAGAGGGGGGGGGGGUAUAGCACGGCAGGAGGAGCACACUGUGGACGGUGAGGGGGGGGGGGGGGGUACACGGCAGGAGGAGCAACACUGUUUGGACGGUGAGAGGGGGGGGGGGUAGACACGGCAGGAGGAGCACACUGUGGACGGUGAGAGGGGGGGGGGGUAGACACGGCAGGAGGGAGCACACGUGGACGGGAGAGGGGGGGGGGUAGACACGGCGGAGGAGCCACUGUGGACGUGAGAGGGGGGGGGGGGGUAGACACGGCAGGAGGAGCACAUGUGGAGGUGAGUGGGGUGGAGGGGGGGGGGGGUGACCGGGGGGAGAAUUGGGGGGGUGGGGGGGGGGAGACACGGCCAAGGGGAGCACAUGUGGAGGGGGGGGGGGGGGGGGGGGUUUAGACACGCCAGGAGGAGCACCACUGUGGAGGGGGGGGGGGGGGAGGGGGGGUAGGUGGGGGGGGGGUAAUGGUAGACCGGCAAGGAGGAGCACACUGUGGACGGUGAAGGGGGGGGGGGGAAGGGGAGGACAACUGUAGGUGAGGGGGGGUUAGACACGGCCGGAGGAGCCACUGUGGACGGUGAGGGGGGGGGGGGGUGGCACGCGGAGGAGCACAUGUGGACGGUGAGGGGGGGGGGGGGUAGACACGGCAGGAGGAGAACACUGUGGACGGUUUAGGGGGGGGGGGUGGGGGGGGGGUAGACACGGCAGGGGGAGCCCCACUGUGGACGGUGAGGGGGGGGGGGGGGGGGGGGAGACAACGGCAGAGGAGCACAUGUGGACGGUGGGGGGGGGGGGGGGUGGGGUAGACACGGCAGGAGGAGCACACUGUGGACGGUGAGGGGGGGGGGGGGGGGGGUAGAACCACGCCCGAGGAGCACACUGGGGGACGGUUGAGGGGGGGGGGGGGGGGGGGGUAGACACGGCAGGAGGAGCACACGUGGACGGGUGGAGGGGGGGGGGGGGGGGUUUGCAGGCAGGGACACAUGUGGACGGUGAGGGGGGGGGGGGGGUUGGGGGCGCAGAACGGCGAGGAGCACACUUUACGGGGAGGGGGGGGGGGUUUUUGGGGAAAAGGGGGGGGGGUGAGGGGGCGGGGGUGGGGAUUGGUGGGGCGUGUGGGGCGGGGGGGUAGAGGAAGUGACUGACUAGUAGGGCUGUCCAAUAAAAAAUAGUUGUCUGUUCUUUCGACCAUCGAUUGGUGGGACUUUUUUAAAGUGGGUUUUCCAUUAAUUUUAAAAUCCCAGUGUUUUAAUCAAAACCCGAUCCAGGAGGUAAAAAGGGGGAAAAUGGUUUCUCAGGAGGUAAAGGGGAUGAGGUUUCCAGGAGGUAAAGGGGGGUGUUUUUGGGUUUUUCGGAGGUAAAGGGGAAAAAUGGUUUCUCGGAGGUAAAGGGGGAAAGAUGGUUUUGGAGGUAAAGGGGAAUGUUUGGGGUUUUCAGGAGGGGAAAGGGGAAAAGUUUGGUUUCUCAGGGGGGAAAGGGGGAAGUUUUUUUUCUAGGGGGUAAAAGGGAAGAUGGUUCUCAGGAGGAAAGGGGAUGUUUGGUUCUCGGGGGUAAGGGGAAUCUUGGGUUUUUUCAGGAGGAAAGGGGAAAUUUUGGUUUUUCAGGAGGUAAAGGGGAAGGUUUUGGGUUUUUCAGGAGGUAAAGGGAAUGUUGGUUUCUCAGGAGGUUAAAGGGAAAAGUUUGGUUUUCAGGAGGGGAAAGGGGAAUGUUUUGGGUUUUUCAGGAGGUAAAGGGGAAUGUUUGGUUUCUCAGGAGGGGGAAAGGGGAAUGAUGGUUUCUCAGGAGGUAAAGGGAAUUUUUUGGUUUCCGGAGGUAAAGGGGAAUGUUGGUUUUUCAGGAGGGUAAAGGGGAAGUUGGUUUUUCAGGAUGGUAAGGGGAAUGUUUGGUUUCUCAGGAGGUAAAGGGGAAUGUUGGGUUUCUCAGGAGGUAAAGGGGAAAGUUUGGUUCUCAGGAGGGGGAAAGGGGAAUGUUGGUUUCUCAGGAGGUUUAAAAGGGGGAAUGUGGUUUCUCAGGAGGGGAAAGGGGAAUGUUGGUUUCUCAGGAGGUUUAAAAGGGAAUGUUUGGUUUUUAGGAGGGUAAAGGGGAAUGUUUGGUUUCUCAGGAGGUAAAGGGGAAUGUUUGUUGGUUCAAGGGUAAAGGGGAAUGUUUGGUUCUCAGGAGGUAAAGGGGAAUGUUGGUUUCUCAGGAGGUUAAAAGGGGAAUGUUUGGUUUCUCAGAGGGAAAGGGGAAUGUUUGGUUUCUCAGGAGGGUAAAGGGGAAUGUUUGGUUUCUCAGGAGGUAAAGGGGAAUGUUUGGUUUCUCAGGAGGUAAAGGGGAAUGUUUGGUUUCUCAGGAGGUAAAGGGGAAUGAUGGUUUCUCAGGAGUAAAGGGGAAAUAAUUUGGUUUCUAGGAGGAAAGGGGAAUGUUUGGUUUCUCAGGGGGGAAAAGGGGAAUGUUUGGUUCUCAGGGGGGUAAAGGGGAAUGUUUGGUUUCUCAGGAGGUAAAGGGGAAUGUUUGGUUUCUCAGGAGGUAAAGGGAUGUUUGGUUUCCAGGAGGAAAAGGGGGGAAGAUGGUUUCAGGAGGUAAAGGGGAAUGUUUGGUUUUCAGGAGGUUAAAGGGGAAGUUGGUUUCUCAGGAGGUGGUAAAGGGGGAAUGUUUGGUUUCUAGGAGGUAGGGUAAAGGGGAAGGUUUGGUUCUCGGGAGGAAAGGGGAUUUUAAAAAGGGGAAUUUUUGGUUUCUCAGGAGGUAAAGGGGAAUGUUUGGUUUCUCAGGGGGGUAAAGGGGAAUGUUUGGUUUCUCAGGAGGUAAAGGGGAAUUUUUGGGGUUUCUAAAGGAGGUAAAGGGGAAUUUUUGGUUUCUCAGGAGGUAAAGGGGAAUGUUUGGUUUCUCAGGAGGGUAAAGGGGAAUUUUUGGGUUUUCUCGGGGGUAAAGGGGAAUGUUUGGUUUCUCAGGAGGUAAAGGGGAAUGUUUGGUUUUCGGAGGUAAAGGGGAAUGUUUGGUUUUCGGGGGUAAAGGGGAAUGUUUGGUUUCUCGGGAGGGUUAAAGGGGGAAUGUUUGGUUUCUCAGGAGGGUAAAGGGAAUGUUGGUUUCUCAGGAGGUAAAGGGGAAUGUUUGGUUUCUCGGGAGGUAAAGGGGAAUGUUUGGUUUUCAGGGGGGGUUUGAGGGGAAAAAGGGGGAAAUGUUUGGUUUCUCAGGAGGGUAAAGGGGAAUGUUUGGUUUCUCAGGAGGUAAAGGGGAAGUUUGGUUUUCAGGGGGGUUAAAGGGGAAUGUUUGGUUUCCAGGAGGUUAAAGGGGGAAUGUUUGGUUUCUAGGAGGGGUAAAGGGGAAGGUUUGGUUCUCAGGGGGGUAAGGGGAAUGUUGGUUUCUCAGGAGGUAAAGGGGAUGUUUGGUUUCUCAGGAGGUAAAGGGGAAUGAUGGUUUCUCAGGAGGUAAAGGGGAAUGUUUGGUUUCUCAGGAGGUAAAGGGGAAUGUUUGGUUCUCAGGAGGGGUAAAGGGGAAUGUUUGGUUUCUCAGGAGGUAAAGGGGAAUGUUUGGUUUCUCAGGAGGUAAAGGGGAAUGUUUGGUUUCUCAGGAGGUAAAGGGGAAUGUUUGGUUUCUCAGGAGGAAAAAGGGGAAUGUUUGGUUUCAGGGGGGUUAAAGGGGAAAUGUUUGGUUUCCGGGAGGUAAAGGGGAAUGUUGGUUUUCUCAGGAGGUAAAGGGGAGGGUUUGGGUUUUCUCAGGAGGGGUAAAGGGGAAUGUUGGUUCUCAGGAGGUAAAGGGGAAUGUUUGGUUUCAGGAGGUUAAAGGGGAAAUUUUUGGUUUUCUCAGGAGGUUGGUAAAGGGGAAUGUUUGGUUUCCAGGAGGUAAAGGGGAAUGUUUGGUUUCAGGAGGUAAAGGGGAAUGUGGUUUUCAGGAGGUAAAGGGGAAUGUUUGGUUUCUCGGGGAGGUAAAGGGGAAUUUUUGGUUUCAGGAGGGUAAAGGGAAUUUUUGGUUUUCUCAGGAGGUAAAGGGGAAUGUGGUUCUCAGGAGGUAAAGGGGAUGUUUGGUUCUCAGGAGGUAAAGGGGAAUUUUUGGUUUCUCAGGAGGAAAAGGGGGAAUGGGUUUAGAGGUAAGGGAAUUUUUGGUUUCUCAGGGGGGAAAAAAAAGGGGGAAUGUUUGGUUUCAGGAGGUAAAGGGGAAUGUUGGUUUCAGGAGGUAAGGGAAUGUUUGGUUUCUCAGGGGUAAAGGGGAAUGUUUGGUUUUCAGGAGGUAAAGGGGAAUGUUGGUUUCUCAGGAGGAAAGGGGAAUGUUUGGUUUCUAAGGAGGUAAAGGGGAAUGUUUGGUUUCUCAGGGGGUAAAGGGAUGUUGGUUCAGGAGGUAAAGGGGAAGUUUGGUUUUCAGGUAAAGGGGAAUGUUUGGUUUCUCGGAGGGUAAAGGGGAAUGUUUGGUUUUCAGGAGGUUAAAGGGGAAUGUUUGGUUCUCAGGAGGUAAAGGGGAAUUUUUGGUUUCUCAGGAGGUAAAGGGGAAUUUUUGGGUUUUUCCCAGGAGGUAAGGGGGUUGGUAAAAAGGGGAAUGUUUGGUUUCUCAGGAGGUAAAGGGGAAUGUUUGGUUUCUCAGGAGGUAAAGGGGAAUGUUUGGUUUCUCAGGAGGUAAAGGGGAAUGUUUGGUUUCUCAGGAGGUAAAGGGGAAUGUUUGGUUUCUCAGGAGGUAAAGGGGAAUGUUUGGUUUCUCAGGAGGUAAAGGGGAAUGUUGGUUUCUCAGGAGGUAAAGGGGAAUGUUUGGUUUCUCAGGAGGUAAAGGGGAAGUCAGAUGUGUGGAAUAAAGGUGACUAGUUGUGUAAAAUUCAUAAAGUUCAAGACAAACAAGGUAAGGAGAAGCGCUGCUGCAUAUUAUGUGUCUCAAACAGGUGCUGUAUAGAUGACUACAUAAUGUUUCUGACCGUUUGGAACAAUGUAAACAACACUAAAUACAUUAUAAGCAACCAGAGAGUCUGUUGUAAGUUUAUGGUGAACCCUUUUAUUACAACAAGGACUAAAAACAGUCGCAUGCAUUCGUGAACGAAAACUGCCGACAGGAACGGUUAUUUAUUGUAUAAGCUAAUAAUUCAAGGCUCGCUUUAUUUUAAAAUAAAAUGCUUUUUUGCAUUCUAAAGUAUGAAUAACUCGUAUGCAGUGUGAUGACAAUAACUAUUGAUUGAUUGAUACAGUAGCCUAUAGAAGUAUUUAAAUAUUGUUGCAGGAUUAAGACUAAACAUAAUGCACUCUUAGGCCUACUGCUCCAUGGUGGUUAUACAAGGCUACUAAUGAUAACGACAUGACUUAUUAUUAUAAUGAUGAUCAUAAUAACAACAAUAAGAGGGAGAUCUAGAUAAAGGAGGGUUUAGAAUUAUUAUUAUUAUAAAUAAUUAUUUUUCUGCCUGUUUGGAACAGUGUAAACAACACUAAAUAAAUAAUACCAGAGAGGCUGUUCUAAUGAAAGAAAGCGUACAACCUUUAUUACAGCACAGCAAAGAUUACAAACAGCAGAAUUAGUGAACUUGUUUAUCCCACAUGUUGUGGUUGUGUGAGGCUUGGUGCUCACGGAAUCAGUAGGCUGUUACUCAAACACUCCAAAAAGGGAACAGAAGCAGGAUCUGCCUUGUUUCUGUAGAUAUGGUGAUUUCUAAAGCCCGGCCCAUUAACAGUUAGGCUAUUGAUUAAGACCUAAUUAAGUUAUGGUUUCCUCUCUCCUCACUUUCUUAGACAAUUAAGGCAAGGGUGUUUUUUUGUCCUAACUCCACUGCUGCCUCCGCCGCAUUUUUCUCAACACCAAAUUUCUAGUUAACUUUGCUAUUAUGCAAUAGAACAUGGUUAGGAAAAAAGCGCAAAAUUCAAAAGGCACUGAUUGGUUUCAGAACCGCGGACAGCGACCCCUAUCCAAGGUGAGAAAGCACAUUUGUUAUAAAAUAAUAUUCUUUUAUUAUUGUUUGCACCUUGUUCUUACAUAAUAUAACCAUAUAUAAUUCAGUAGCACAUGUCUUAGACUGAGGAUGUGCCAUCCCCACGUACUCCAUUUAAAGGAUCAGUCCACUCAGACAGACCUCCAUAAGGAUCAAUCCACUCGACAGGCCUCCACAAUGGAUCAGUCCACUCAGACAGGACCAAUCAGACAAGUGUCUUGUGACACCAUUUGGUUUUUGCUUUUGCCGAGUAAAGAAAUCUCAGUUCGACCGACAGCUAUAUCCAGUAGACAAAUGGGGUCAGCCCUACUGAAUAUAACAUUUCAAUUUUUUAAACAGGGGCGAGCAGGCAAAACAAGGGAAAAGAGGGGGAGAAAAAGGAAGAAAAAACGAAAAGAAAUCGGGGCCCUAAACCGGGGCCCCCGCCUACCCUCGCUCCUCCCUUUCCCCCUCUCUCCCCCCUGCCCUCCUCUCCCCCCUUCCUCCCCCAUCCCCUCUCCCCCCUCCCCUUCUCUCCAAUCCUCCCCUCUCCCCCCCUUGGGUCCUUCUAUCCCAUCCCUCCCCUCCCCCAACCUCUCCAUGGCCUCCCUUUCCUAUCUUCUACCCCCCUGCAGGCAGGGGUUAGCCCACAGGGGGAUGAGAUUUUGAUCACACCUUCCUCGGCUCUCAGCCUAUCAUCUGGGUAUUAUCUUUCUGAACCAGCCCACCGCUGCAGGUCAGUGGCUGUCUCAGCCUAUCAGCUGGGUAUCUUUCUGAACCAGCCCACCGCUGCAGGUCAGUGGCUGUCUCAGCCUAUCAGCUGGGUAUCUUUUCUUCAGAUCUAGAAUAUAAACUGUCAUUAUGUAUCAUCUCUCUCUCUUCCCCUCCAGAGACUGAUCGGUCUCUUCAUCUGCUCAGUGAGAGCCCCUGUGGCUCCGUGGUCAUCUAUGUGCUCCCAGAAUCCUCCACACUGCUACCAGAGGUGAGAACACAGACACACGUAAUAUUGAUUCUCUCAAGUCAAAGGGUGGCUACUUUGAAGAAUCUCAAAAAAUAUAUUUUGAUUUGUUUAACACUUUUUUAGUUACUACAUGAUUCCCAUAUGUGUUAUUCAUAGUUUUGAGUUUCACUAUUAUUCUACAAUGUAGAAAAUAGUAAAAAUAAAGAAAAACCCUUGAAUGAGUAGGUGUGUCCAAACUUUUGACUAUACUGUGUAUAUAUAAUAUGUGUGUGUUCCAGGCUGUGAGUGUUUACGUGGGUCAGAGGCGGACAGGUUGUGUAACCCAAUGAAAGUGGGCCUUCCUAAAGUUAACCACCGGAGGCCCAAUCAGAACCCAGGUUCCUCCAGGUAGUCCUUACCCAAACCCCGAUCCUUUGCAGGUUAGCCUAACUAACCCCGUUUAACAGAGGGGUUGGUCAAUGAACCCCCUUUUAACCCAGUCCAGGUUAGUCCUAAUCCUAACCCCUAGUUAACCCAGUCCAGGUUAGUCCUAAUCCUAACCCCUAGUUAAUCCUAGUCCAGGUUAGUCCUAAUCAAACCCUAGUUUAACCAGCCCGGUUAGUCCUAAUCCUAACCCUAGUUAACCCCCCGUCCAGGUUAGUCCUAACCUAACCCUAGUUAACCCCAGUCCAGGUUAGUCCUAAUCCUAACCCCUAGUUAACCCCAGUCCAGGUUAGUCCUAAUCCUAACCCCUAGUUAACCCUAGUCCAGGUUAGUCCUAAUCCUAACCCCUAGUUAAUCCUAGUCCAGGUUAGUCCUAAUCCUAACCCCUAGUUAAUCCUAGUCCAGGUUAGUCCUAAUCCUAACCCCUAGUUAACCCCAGUCCAGGUUAGUCCUAAUCCUAACCCCUAGUUAAUCCCAGUCCAGGUUAGUCUUUUCCUAAAUAAACCCAAAUCGGUUAGUUCCAAUCUAAUUUUUAUUCCUAGAGGGAGGGCCUAAUAAACUCCUAAGUUACCUAGCCAGGUUGUUAUUAAACCUCCCCAGUUCCCAUCCAGGGUUUUUCCAAUCAACCAAGAACCCCCCAAAUUUCCUAAUUAACAAAAUUAACCUAGGGGCCAGGUUGCCAAUUUACCCCCAACAGCCCGGGUCCUUAACCCAAACCCAGGGUUAAUUAAACAAAAAUUGUUUCAACCGGUCCCAGCCCGGUUUGUCCCCACCCUGUUCAUGUAUUAGUAUAAUAAAAGUGGAUUGAUAGAGUAAGGUUAUUAUAUUGUUAAGAAGGGGAAAGGGAUAGGGGUUAUAAGUGAGUUGAAUGAGAAAUUUGGUUGAUAAUCGUUCAGUGGUGCAUUUCAGAUUUCAGUAAGCACUUAGAAACUAAACAUUGUUGCCAACUAUUCACAUCGGAGAGUUACAAUGAAGACAAUCACCUAGGCAGCCAACUGUCUAUAGUAGGAAACAGAGUUGUUAUCAAUCACCAGGCAGCCAACUGUCUAUAGUAGGAAACAGAGUUGUUAUCAAUAAGCCAUGUAUAUCACAUGACACGAGUCACGACCCCACGAUAGUUCAAAUUACAAUAAACAUAACAUUUAUUAACAUCAUCCAGUAGAACUGUAAAAAAUAAUUGAGAUAUCAUUUGAGCUUCGGAAACAAGUGCUUUCAUAAAUGCAUGGCGGGCCUCGUUUCACAGGAGCAUUGGAAAAUAAGCUUUCAAUUAACCAGCCUUAACGAAUGUUGUUUAUUUACAUAUCGAAUUUGAUUGUCCAACAUCAGUUUAAUAAUUUCUUCAUUGUGUGGUCGCCUAGUGUCCUCUUUCCUCUGAUGGGAAUGGGAUGGGCCAGCCCAGGCAUGGCUAGAAGGGAUCCAGCUUUGGUCAAAUUAACGUCAAAAGUAGAUUUUUAUUUGUCAUUUUAGCUAACCCUAACCCUUUUCCUAACCUUAACCUAAUUAUCCUAACCUGCUGCUUAAGUUCUCCUAACCUGCUACGAAAAGUCAAAUCUGACUUUAAUUUGACAAAUGCUGGAUUCCUUCUAGCCAUGAGCGGCCGGCCCUGGUGUCCGUAGAUAGGUUGCAAUCACUAGUCAGCCAACUGUCUAUAGUAGGAAACAUGAGCGGCCGGCCCUGGUGUUCGUAGACAGCCAUGCUGGAUUCGUUCUAGCCAUGAGCGGCCGGCCCUGGUGUCCGUAGACAGCCAUGUUGGAUUCCUUCUAGCCAUGAGCGGCCGGCCCUGGUGUCCGUAGACAGCCAUGUUGGAUUCCUUCUAGCCAUGAGCGGCCGGCCCUGGUGUCCGUAGACAGCCAUGUUGGAUUCCUUCUAGCCAUGAGCGGCCGGCCCUGGUGUCCGUAGACAGCCAUGUAGUGUUAUUUAUUAGGUCUAAUGGAGAUGUUCAUGCCGGGGCUAAAUUCAAUUACAGAGGCAUAGAUUGUACUUGAAAACAGCUGUAUUUUGUUAUUUAUUAAUGAAAAUGUUCAUACAAGGUCGGUCGCAAAUUAUAUUAUACAAAUAAUAUAUUUUGAAGUUGUGUUUUAUUACUCUGAAGGCGACUUGUUUUUCUAGGCCAACUCUUUUUACUGACUCGAUUCAUGAUUUGUUUUUCCCCAGUGACUCGUUCAUUUUAGUCGUUCAUUUGACGCUGGCCGCAAUAAAUUCUACUGCAGGAUUAAUACGCGUUCUUCUCUCACUAAACCUGCGGCCGUGCUCUGACCACGAACUGUCUAGAUCACGCUUUAGAACUGAUAAUUGAUCGUAUCACGGUGCAAGAAGGAAAUAAUGAAUGCAAUUAAUUGAUUAUUCAAUGUUAUGGAUGGAUACCGUUUUGUAGAACCAAAACGCAGCCAUGUCUCUGCUCAACACUCAAACUCGAAGAACUAAUCGUUUGAGGGGCUGCUGCAGUUGGCACGUGCUAAUCUCCCUCGGCAGUCAAGUCAUUCCGCCAAGAUACAUUUGACAUUUUAGUCAUUUAGCAGACGCUCUUAUCCAGAGCGACUUACAGUCAGUGAGUGCAUACAUUUUCAUACAAUGGGAUUUUCUUUUCUAUCGGACGAUUCCGCAACAGUUUUAUUUAUAGGCUUUUCAUUUAUUUGAUCGUCCAAAAGUCGCCAUUAGCCGGCUAACGGAAACCUUGGUACACCCCUACCCUUUAUCGUCCAUUAAAUGACUAAAACAAAUGAUUAGAAAUCAUCAGAGAGUAACUUGGAGGGUCCAGCCUUACGUGAAGAUCAGAAACGUGGUCUGGUUUGGUCUUAACCAUACAGGUAACAAGUUAUACCAAGAUCAAAAGAGCUCUUUGAGGCCCUCAGAGGAAACAUUGUUGAGGCCCGUGAGUCUGGGAGGAGUCACAGAGCCAUUUCCAAGCAAUUUAAAGUCAAUCAUUCCAGUGUCUGAUGGAUAAUUUAUAGAUGGAGAGAAAAUUCCAGACCACUGGCAAUCUCUCUAGGAGGAAGUCCCACCAAAUUCAGCCCAAGAGCUGUCCGAAAGAUGCUAAAAAAAAGUCUCUAAGAACCCCCAGGGUAACAUCAUGGGAUCUACAGGCCUCUCUUGACACAAUCGACGUCGAACUGCAUGAGUCAACGGUCAGAAAGGGACUACACACACUUGGUCUCCAUGGGAGGCCAAGGAGGAAGAAGCUUCUGCUCUCCAAAAAAUCAUAUAAAUGCACGGCUGUAGUUUGCCAGAAUUUAAAUGAUGUGUGUCGCGCAGUCAAAAUGUUACAAUAUGCAGCGUGUUCCACAAAAUGUGUAUAUGUAUAACGUUUUUUGAAAACGCUCAUAACUUAACUUACAUAAAUUGCACUGAAAAUCGGUGGUCAGCUAGAAGGGUUCUAUAGUCGCUAAACGUACCGUUAUUUUCCAGUCCAUUUAAAUCAAAUCAAAUCAAAUGUUAUUGGCCACAUGCGCCGAAUACAACAGGUGCAGACAUUACAGUGAAAUGCUUACUUACAGCCCUUAACCAACAGUGCAUUUAUUUUUUACAAAAAAGUAAAAAUAAAACAACAACAAAAAGUGUUGAGAAAUAAAGAGCAGAAGUAAAAUAAAAUAACAGUAGGGAGGCUAUAUAUAUAUAUGUUGAACUCGAGGUGAUUUAGUCCUCCAAUCGCUAGAGAGUGUCCGAAGUUGGGUGAAAAUUAGCUAGUUUGCCAGACAACACCUGGGUGAAGAACAAUGUGCUCUGGACAGAUGAGUCAAAGGUGGCGUUGUUUGGCCACUAUGCCAGACGUCAUGUUUGGUAAAAACAAAACACGGCCUUUUGAACGGAAGAACCUCACACCAACCAUAGAGCAUGCCGCCUCAGGGCCUGGCCAGUUUGCCGUCAUUGAGUCAACCGUCAAUCCACAUUGUACCAGAGAAUACUGGAGGAGAUUGUGAGGCCAUCUUUCAAAAAAGCUGAACCCAAAAUGGAUCUUGCAACAGGACAAUGGUCCAAAACAUAGGAGCAAAUCCACAACGGAAUGGCUCAAAAAUAAGAAAUGAAGGGUUAUGGAAUGGCCGAGUCAAAGGCCAGAUCUUAAUCCUAUAGAAAUGAAGGGUUAUGGAUUGGCCGAGUCAAAGGCCAGAUCUUAAUCCUAUAGAAAUGCUGAGGGGGACUUGAUGCGGGCCGUACAUGCAAGAAAGCCCUCAAACAACACACAGUUGAAGCCGUUCUGGAAGGAAGAGUGGGAAAAAAUUCCUCCCAGUCGAUGUAAGAGACAGUUACAAGAAACACCUACAUUAAAGAGAUGCUUCAGGAUUUUGACAAUGAAGGCCUUUCUCUACUUCCCCAGAGUCAGAUGAACUCGUGGAUCCCAGUAUUAUGUCUCCGUGUCCAGUUUGAAGGAAAUUGCUAACUGGCGUUAGCGCAAUGACUGGAGGUCUAUGGGUAUUUUAGCAUUCUAGCAGAUACCCAUAGACUUCCAGUCAUUGCGCUAACUCUAGUUAGCAUUGGCUCACAAAACUACCUCUUAACUUCCUUCAUUGUGGACAAAGAGACAUAAAAAUGGUGUCCAUGAGUUCAUCUGACUCUGGGGAAGUAGAUACAGGGCCUCAUUGGGGAAUUAACACAGAAAUAUGUGUUCUAGAUCUGUGAUUCUCAUUGAAAGCCAGUCUAAGAAGCGGUAGAUCUGUUCUAUGUGAGCUAUUUCUAUGCUUCCCGUUCUUAAGUGUCGUUUUUGCGACUUUUACUUUCGGUUUUGUCCACCAGCUUCAACAACCUGAAAACACAAUAUUUUUGGUUUAAUUAAAAUAUAUUUCACAGCAGUUUAGAUGGUCCAAUGAUUCUCUACACACUAUAGAUUGCUUGUUUUGUCACACAAACUGAAAUUAGGCGAACUAUUAGAAUUUUUGCAACCAGGAAAUGGCAGAGCGAUUUCUGCAUAUUGCAUCUUUUAAGUUAUUUCAGCCAAAGGGGGCAACACCAGCUAUUGUUGCUAGGGGUGUACUUACUUUUCCUGUACAUUUCAUUCCUGUAGAUAGAUUUUUGUUGAAUAAAUGAUUGCCAAGUGUAGCUUUUCAGUGUUAUUUGAUAAAUUAGGUUCCCUUUAUCUGUCAAUAGUAUUGAAAUGAAGAUCAAUUAUCCAUAUGACCAAAUAUGUCAAAAAAUAACUUUUCGGCGUUGUAUGUCCACACGUCGAUCUUACAUUUUGCUCUCUCCCCCCCUCCUCUCUAUUCUCUCUCUCCCCCCUCCCCUCCCCUGCAGGUUAUGAAAUAACCUUCAGCUUGUUGAACCCUGACCCUAAAUCUCACCAUCUGCACUGGGACAUAGAGGCAGCGGUCCAGAGCUAUGUCCAACCGCUCCUGUCUAAGCUGGCCCCGGUGGCUGACUUCAGUCUGGACUCACAGAUCCUCUACUACGCCGUCCUGGGGGUCAACCCACGUUACGACCCCUCCCUCAACGCCUACACGCUCAACGCUGACAGCCUAUCUCACGUCAUUAACCCCGUAGAGGCCAGGCUGGGUGAGAACACGCACAGGUGUACAGUGUUCAGACCCCUUGACUUGUUCUACAUUUUGUUACGUUACAGCCUUAUUCUAAAAUGGAUUAAAUAGUCCCCCCCCCCCCUCAUCAAUCUACACACAAUACCCCAUAAUGACAAAGCAAAAAACAGGUUUUUAGAAAUUUUAGCAAAUGUAUUAAUAAUAACAAACUGAAAUAUCACAUUUACAUAAGUAUUCAGACCCUUUACUCAGUAAUUUGUUGAAGCACCUUUGGCAGCGAUUACAGCCUUGAGUCUUCUUGGGUAUGACGCUACAAGCUUGGCACACCUGUAUUUGCGGAGUUUCUCCCAUUCUUCUCUGCAGAUCCUCUCAAGCUCUGUCAGGUUGGAUGGGGAGCGUUGCUGCACAGCUAUUUUCAGGUCUCUCCAGAGAUGUUCGAUCAGGUUCAAGUCCGGGUUCUGGCUGGGCCACUCAAGGACAUUCAGAGACUUGUCCCGAAGUCACUCCUGCGUUGUCUUGGCUGUGCGCUUAGGAUCGUUGUCCUGUUGGAAGGUCUGAUGUCCUGAGCGCUCUGGAGCAGGUUUUCAUCAUGGAUCUCUCUGUACUUUGCUCCGUUAAUCUUUGCCUCGAUCCUGACUAGUCUCCCAGUCCCUGCCGCUGAAAAACAUCCCCACAGCAUGAUGCUGCCACCACCAUGCUUCACCGUAGGGAUGGUGCCAGGUUUCCUACAGACGUAACGCUUGGCAUUCAGGCCAAAGAGUUCAAUCUUGGUUUCAUCAGACCAGAUAAUCAUGUUUCUCCUGGUCUGAGAGUCCUUUAGGUGCCUUUUUGCAAACUCCAAGCGGGCGGUCAUGUGCCUUUUACUGAGGAGUGGCUUCCGUCUGGCCACGCUACCAUAAAGGCCUGAUGGGUGGAGUGCUGCAGAGAUGGUUGUCCUUCUGGAAGGUUCUCCCAUCUCCACACAGAGGAACUCUAGAGCUCUGUCAGUGACCAUUGGGUUCUUGGUCACCUCCCUGACCAAGGCCCUUCUCCCUCGAUUGCUCAGUUUGGCCGGGCGGCCAGCUCUAGGAAGAGUCUUGGUGGUUCCAAACUUUAAGAAUGAUGGAGGCCACUGUGUUCAUGGCGACCUUCAAUGCUGCAGACAUUGUUUUGGUACCCUUCUCCAGAUCUGUGCCUCGACACAAUCCUGUCUCGGAGCUCUACGGACAAUUUCUUCGACCUCAUGGCUUGGUUUUUGCUCUGACAUGCACUGUCAACUGUGGGACCUUUAUAUAGACAGGUUUGUGCCUUUCCAAAUCAUGUCCAAUCAAUUGAAUUUACCACAGGUGGACUCCAAUCAAUUUGUAGAAACAUCUCAAAGAUGAUCAAUGGAAACAGGAUGCAGCUGAGCUCAAUUUCGAGUCUCAUAGGAAAAGGUCUGAAUACUUACGUAAAUAAGGUAUCUGUUUUUUAUUUUGAAUACAUUUGCAAAAUAACCUGUUUCCGCUUUGUCAUUAUGGGGUAUUGUGUGUAGAUGAGGAUUUUUUUUCUUUCUUUAAUCCAUUUUAGAAUAAGGCUGUAACGUAACAAAAUGUGGAAAAAGUCAAGGGGUCUAAAUACUUUAUGAAUGCACUGUAUCUACGUACACACAUGUACAGUGCCUUCAGAAAGUAUUCAGACCCCUUGACUUUUUCCACAUUUUGUUACAGCCUGAAAUAGAAAUGCAAAUAACAUCUCACCCAUCUACACACAAUACUCCAUAAUGACAAAGUUAAAAUGAGAUAUUUCUGUAUUUCAUUUUCAAUACAUUUGCAAAAAUGUAAAAAUACAUGUUUUCACUAUGCCAUUAUGGGGUAUUGUGUGUAGAUAUGUGAGAAAAACAAUAUAUUUAAUCAAUUUUAAAUUCAGGCUGAAACACAACAAAAUAACAGUAGAGUAGAAAAUAACAUGGUUAUAUAAACAGGGAGUAGAAAAUAACAUGGUUAUAUAUACAGGGAGUAGAAAAUAACAUGGUUAUAUAUACAGGGAGUAGAAAAUAACAUGGUUAUAUAUACAGGGAGUAGAAAAUAACAUGGUUAUAUAUACAGGGAGUAGAAAAUAACAUGUUAUAUAUACAGGGAGUAGAAAAUAACAUGGUUAUAUAUACAGGGAGUAGAAAAUAACAUGUUAUAUAUACAGGGAGUAGAAAAUAACAUGGUUAUAUAUACAGGGAGUAGAAAAUAACAUGGUUAUAUAUACAGGGAGUAGAAAAUAACAUGGCUAUAUAUACAGGGAGUAGAAAAUAACAUGGCUAUAUAUACAGGGAGUAGAAAAUAACAUGGUUAUAUAUACAGGGAGUAGAAAAUAACAUGGUUAUAUAUAAAGGGAGUAGAAAAUAACAUGGUUAUAUAUACAGGGAGUAGAAAAUAACAUGGUUAUAUAUACAGGGAGUAGAAAAUAACAUGGUUAUAUAUAAAGGGAGUAGAAAAUAACAUGGUUAUAUAUACAGGGAGUAGAAAAUAACAUGGUUAUAUAUACAGGGAGUAGAAAAUAACAUGGUUAUAUAUACAGGGAGUAGAAAAUAACAUGGUUAUAUAUACAGGGAGUAGAACAUAACAUGGUUAUAUAUACAGGGAGUAGAAAAUAACAUGGUUAUAUAUACAGGGAGUAGAAAAUAACAUGGCUAUAUAUACAGGGAGUAGAAAAUAACAUGGCUAUAUAUACAGGGAGUAGAAAAUAACAUGGUUAUAUAUACAGGGAGUAGAAAAUAACAUGGUUAUAUAUACAGGGAGUAGAAAAUAACAUGUUAUAUAUACAGGGAGUAGAAAAUAACAUGGUUAUAUAUACAGGGAUUAGAAAAUAACAUGGUUAUAUAUACAGGGAGUAGAAAAUAACAUGUUAUAUAUACAGGGAGUAGAAAAUAACAUGGUUAUAUAUACAGGGGAGUAGAAAAUAACAUGGUUUAUAUAUACAGGGAGUAGAAAAUAACAUGGUUAUAUAUACAGGGAGUAGAAAAUAACAUGGUUAUAUAUACAGGGAGUAGAAAAUAACAUGGUUAUAUAUACAGGGAGUAGAAAAUAACAUGGUUAUAUAUACAGGGAGUAGAAAAUAACAUGGUUAUAUAUACAGGGAGUAGAAAAUAACAUGUUAUAUAUACAGGGAGUAGAAAAUAACAUGUUAUAUAUACAGGGAGUAGAAAAUAACAUGUUAUAUAUACAGGGAGUAGAAAAUAACAUGGUUAUAUAUACAGGGAGUAGAAAAUAACAUGGUUAUAUAUACAGGGAGUAGAAAAUAACAUGGUUAUAUAUACAGGGAGUAGAAAAUAACAUGGUUAUAUAUACAGGGAGUAGAAAAUAACAUGGUUAUAUAUACAGGGAGUAGAAAAUAACAUGUUAUAUAUACAGGUUAAUUAUACAGGGAGUAGAAAAUAACAUGUUAUAUAUACAGGGAGUAGAAAAUAACAUGGUUAUAUAUACAGGGAGUAGAAAAUAACAUGGUUAUAUAUACAGGGAGUAGAAAAUAACAUGGUUAUAUAUACAGGGAGUAGAAAAUAACAUGGUUAUAUAUACAGGGAGUAGAAAAUAACAUGGUUAUAUAUACAGGGAGUAGAAAAUAACAUGGCUAUAUACAGGGAGUAGAAAAUAACAUGGUUAUAUAUACAGGGAGUAGAAAAUAACAUGGUUAUAUAUACAGGGAGUAGAAAAUAACAUGGCUAUAUACAGGGAGUAGGAAAUCACAGUACGGACCGAACGGUUACAGUAAUUUCACUGUGUUUUUCAGGCUCCAGCGCUGCGUCAUCCAACCCUGUCCUGAACUUCCUGCUGUACGUUCCAGAUGCACGCCACUCCCCCCUCUACAUCACCGACCACCGCAAAGACAUUGUCGUCUCCAAUGCUUUCAGCUCCCCGCGCUGGGGUGGCAUCAUGGUAACACACACACACACACACACACACACACACACACACACACACACACAUACUCAUUCAAGGGUUUUUCUUUAUUCGUACUAUAUUCUACAUUGUAGAAUAAUAGUGAAGACAUCAAAACUAUGAAAUAACACAUAUGGAAUCAUGUAGUAAUCAAAAGUGUUAAACAAAUCAACAUAUAUUUUAUAUUUGAGAUUCUUCAAAGUAGCCACCCUUUGGCUUGAUGACAGCUUUGCACACUCUUGGCAUUCUCUCAACCAGCUUCAUGAGGUAGUCACCUGGAAUGCAUUUCAAUUAACAGGUGUACCUUGUUAAAAGUUAAUUUGUGGAAUUUCUUUCCCUCUUAAUGCGUUUGAGCCAAUCAGUUGUGUUGUGACAAGGUAGGGGGGUAUACAGAAGAUAGCCCUAUUUGGUAAAAGACCAAGUCCAUAUUAUUGCAAGAACAGCUCAAAUAAGCAAAGAGAAACGACAGUCCAUCAUUACUUUAAGAUAUGAAGGUCAGUCAAUCCAGAAAAUGUCAAGAACUUUGAAAGAUUCUUCAAGUGCAGUCGCAAAAACCAUAAAGCGCUAUGAUGAAACUGGCUCUCAAGAGGACCGCCACAGGAAAGGAAGACCCAGAGUUACCUCUGCUGCAGAGGAUUAGUUCAUUAGAGUUACCAGUCUCAGAAAUUGUAGCCCAAAUAAAUGCUUCACAGAGUUCAAGUAACAGACACAUCUCAACAUCAACUGUUCAGAGGGGGCAGAAACCCCUACUAAAGGACACCAAUAAGAAGAAGAGACUUGCUUGGGCCAAGAAACACGAGCAAUGGACAUUAGACCGGUGGAAAUCUGUCCUUUUGGUCUGAUGAGUCCAAAUUUGAGAUUUCUGGUUCCAACCGCCGUGUCUAUUUACCAAGAAGGAGAGUGAUGGAGUGCUGUGUCAGAUGACCUGGCCUCCACAAUCACCCAACCUCUAACCAAUUGAGAUGGUUUGGGAUGAGUCGGACGGCAGAGUGAAGGAAAAGCAGCCAACAAGUGCUCAGCAUAUGUGGGAACUCCUUCAAGACUGUUGGAAAAUCAUUCCAGGUGAAGCUGGUUGAGAGAAUGCCAAGAGUGUGCAAAGCUGUCAUCAAGGCAAAGGGUGGCUACUUUGAAGAAUCUCAAAUCUAAAAUAUAUUUUGAUUUGUCAACACUUGUUUGGUUACGACAUGAUUCCAUAUGUGUUAUUUCAUUGUUUUGAUGUCUUCACUAUUAUUCUACAAUGUAGAAAAUAGUAAAAAUAAAGAAAAACCCUUGAAUGAGUAGGUGUGUCCAAACUUUUGACUGGUACUGUAUCUCUAGUGCGUUCAGAAAGAAUUCACAUCCUUUGACUUUUUCCACAUAUUGUUGUUGCAAAGUGGGAUUCAAAUGGAUUUCAUUGUCAUUUUUUGUCAAUGAUCUACACAACAUACUCAAAUGUCAAAGUGGAAGAAACUUUAUUACAUUUGUUUUUUUUUAAAUCAUGAAAAAUACAACACUAAUAUAUCUUGAUAAGAUAGGUAUUCAACCCUCUGAAUCAAUACAUGUUAGAAUCAAAUCACAGUCUUUCUGGGUAAGUCUCUGAGAGCUUUCCACACCUGGAUUGUACAACAUUUGCCCAUUAUUCUUUAGAAAAUUCUUCAAGCUCUGUCAAAUUGGUUGUUGAUCAUUGCUAGACAACCAAUUGCAGGUCUUCAGGCCAUAGAUUUUCAAGCAGGUUAAAGUCAAAACUGUAACUCGGCCAUCAGGAACAUUCACUGUCUUCUUGGUAACCAACUCCAGUGUAGAUUUGGCCUUGUGUUUUAGGUUAUUGUCCUGCUGAAAGGAGAAUUCAUCUCCCAGUGUCUGUUGGAAAGCAGACUGAACAAGGUUUUCCUCCAGGAUUUUGCCUGUGCUUAGCUCCAGUCAAUUUCUUUUUUAUCCUGAAAAACUCCCCAGUCCUUAAUGAUAACAAGCAUACCCAUAACAUGAUGCAGCCACCACUAUGCUUGAAAAUAUAGAGAGUGGGACUCAGUAAUGUGUUGUAUUGGAUUGUCCCCAAACAUAACACUUUGUAUUCAGGAUAAAAAGUUAAUUGCUUUGCCACAUUUUCUGCAGUUUACUUUAGUGCCUUGUUGCCAAACAGGAUGCAUGUUUUGGAAUAUUUUUAUUCUGUACAGGCUUCCUUCUUUUCACUCUGUCAAUUAGGUUAGUAUUGUGGAGUAACUACAAUGUUGUUGAUCCAUCCUCAGUUUUCUUCUAUCACAGCCAAUAAACUCUGUAACUGUUUUAAAGUAAUCAUUGGCCUCAUGGUGAAAUCCCUGAGCUGUUUCCUUCCUCUACGACAACUGAGUUAGGAAGGACGCCUGUAUCUUUGUAGUGACUGGGUGUAUUGAGACACCAUCCAAAGUGUAAUUAAUAACUUCACCAUGCUCAAAGGGAUAUUCAAUGUCUGCUUUUUUUUUUUUUUUUACCCAUCUACCAAUAGGAGCCCUUCUUUGCGAGGCAUUAAAAAACCUCCCUGGUCUUUGUGGUUGAAUCUGUGCUUGAAAUUCACAGCUCGACUGAUGGACCUUACAGAUAAUUGUCAGAGAUGAGGCAGUCAUUCAAAAAUCAUGUAAACACUAUUUAGUCCAUGCAACUUAUUAUGUGACUUGUUAAGCAAAUGUUUACUCCUGAACUUCUUUAGGCCAUAACAAAGGGGUUGAAUACUUAUUGACUCAAGACAUUUCAGCUUUUCAUUUGUAAUUAAUUUGUAAAAAAUUUGAAAUAACAUAAUUCCACUUUGACAUUAUGGGGUAUUGUGUGCAGGCUAGUGACACCAAAUCUCAAUGUAAUCCAUUUUAAAUUCAGGCUGUAACACAACAACAUGUGGAAAAAGUUGAGGGGUGUGAAUAAUUUCUGAAGGGACUGGACAUCACACACAAUGUCUUCUGUUGUCUCCCCCUCUCUAGGUGUAUAAUGUCAAUAAUAGUUCUGGUCCUGGGACAGAGCUUCCUGUUGACAUCAACAUAGACAUGACCAGAGUGAUGGGAGUCUUCCUAGCACAGCUACGGUCAGUACUGCUGUGUGUGUGUGUGAUUAAGGGGACGUUGAUUUUAUCCUUGUCCGUGAUUUCCAAUGCUUUCUCAGUGGGAGACGGCGUACGUUGACGGUCAGUGGAGAUGACGCGUCCCUAUCCAUACAGUUUCCAUCCACCGACAAAAAGUUCAGACCAGUUGAACUUUUGACGGGCCGGUGGAUACGUUCGCUAAUUGCACUCCGCGCACGAACCAUGGACCAAAAUGAAUCAGUUCCCCCCCCCUCUCUGUCUCUGUCUCUCUCCGUCAGGCUGAUGUUGGGUGUCCAGUCGUCAGCCCCUCCCCCUGGCUUCCUGGUUGGCCCGUGUGGCCCCGCGGGAUUGGCUGACUGGGAGUUGGAUCGCCUCUUGUGGAGUCGCAGUGUAGAGAAUGUUGCCACGGCAACGACAACCAUCACCUCAUUGGCCCAGCUGCUGGACCAGAUAGGAAACAUCGUCAUCAACGACAACAUCGCAGAACAGGUAGGGGCGGGGUGUGGGUGGGGUGUGGGUGUGUGUGUGUGUUUGUCUGUGUGUGUGUGUGUUUGUCUGUGUGUGUGUGUGUGUGUGUUUGUCUGUGUGUGUGUGUGUGUGUGUGUGUGUGUGUGUGUGUGUGUGUGUGUGUGUGUUGUUUGUCUGUGUGUGUGUGUGUGUUUGUCUGUGUUUGUGUGUGUGUGUGUGUGUGUGUCUGUGUGUGUGUGUGUGUUUGUCUGUGUUUGUCUGUGUGUGUGUGUGUGUCUGUGUGUGUGUGUGUGUGUGUGUGUGUGUGUGUGUGUAGGUCUUGCCAUUGCCAUCGUCAUGGUCGCUAACGGGUGUUUUCCGUCAGGUGUCGGCAGCGGUCGCCUCUCUCCAGUUGGCUGUGGGUCAGUUGGAGUCAGGGAACCUUGGCCUGGCCAUGCAGUACAGUAAGGAAGCUAUCCUCCAAUCAGAACGAGCCUUCUUCGACCCCUCCCUCCUCCACCUCCUCUACUUCCCUGACGAUCAGAAGUUUGCCAUCUACAUCCCUCUCUUCCUGCCCAUGUGUGUUCCAAUCCUGCUCUCGCUGCUCAAGAUGGCCGCCGAGGCCCGCCAGAGACGAAGGGAGAGACAGGACAAGAAGGACUGAGAGAGAGAGAUGGAGAUCGACCAAUGAACGCGCACACACUGUCGGUUCAAAGGUCAACAAAGUGUUUAAAGGAAACUGUCUGGACUCAUAACCCAGAUAUGAUAUUAAGACCAUUAGAAAUACUGGCUCACAGAAGAUAACCUACAUGGGGCCGUAUUGAUCAACCUUCUCACGAUGAGUGUUGAUUUAGGAUCAGUUUUGCCUUUCAGAACACAUUUUAAUAAGGUUAUGUGGACCUGAUCCCAGAUCAGCGCUCCUCUGAGCAGGGGUUGGAACCAAAAUGAUUUUCCAAUCGUUCCCGAAGCAGAACCCUGUUCUUUUCGUUCCAUUCCGGUGUUCCAACCAGAUUGUUUUUAUUUUAUUAAAAAACAAGUUACUGUUCAUAUAGUUCCUAUUUGUUCCUUUUUUAAACUCUGAAAUCAAUAUCCUUUUACCAUUUAGGUCAUUCAUUUAUUCCUCCAGUUAGCACCAAUAUGUUUAGGCUAUUACUAGCAUCA
This is a messenger RNA of Coregonus sp. 'balchen', 33266 nucleotides long. The record is from the annotation of a GenBank genome assembly. NCBI's taxonomy places the organism in Eukaryota, Metazoa, Chordata, Actinopteri, Salmoniformes, Salmonidae.